AUGGAGGAUGAUGUUGAUGCACCACCCCAGUCAACAUGGUGGCAACUAGAGGACACCCCUUCCGCUUCGUCCAACAAGACUUCAAGCAUUCCAAAAAUCCCAAUCAAGAUUCCAAUCAUUCAUAGACUACGAAACAGGUCAAAGCGGAAGGAAAGAUCUAUUCCUGUUCCUGAAUACAUCGCUCCUAUUAGUGCCUCAGCGAAGCAAAACGAUGUCGCACCUGUGAUUCCAUCUUCUCCAAAGUUGCAAAGAUUUCGAAAUAGUUCAAAACGAAGAAACAGAUCCAUUUCAAUUCCUGAAGAUAUCGUGGGAGUUUCAGGCACUGCACCUCUGACUCCGUCUCGAAAAAACGAGAGUGAGAAAUCACUACAUACCCCUCCGGAAAUACGACGGCAAAGAAUAUUUGAUGCUAUUGAUAGAGCAACGAGCAUAGAGAAGGAUGUCAUUUCGAGCUUCAGUACCCAAAAGUCUGAUCGGAAGAAGUCCCCAUCUCUGAGUCCUGGAAGCUUCAAGCGAGAUCAAAGUGCAGGAUGGAAUAGCUAUAGCACUCUGAGAACAGCUGAACUGUCCUCAAGCACUGCCUCUGUGCCAUACAGCAGUCCACAUACAAUUGGUAGCACCAGCCGGCGAAAUAGUCGAAAGAAAACAGCCCAAUCACCAUUGACACAAUCAAAGUCUUCCCUGGAUAGCACCCCUGAGUUUUCCGAGCUCUCACCAGAACAUGAUUCUAAAAGAUCGAUACACAUCUCCGAAUUGGGUCCUAGCUCCAAGCGUUCGCUGACGAUAUCAGAGUUGAGUAAUUCCUUUUCAACUCGCCCUCCAAGAUCAUCAAAUUAUCUUCGAACCAGUGGGUCAUCAUCAUCUCAUGUAAGAACUAGUGGUGGGUCCUCGUCUCAGAUUCUUCCGGCGAGUAUGACGGCAUAUCGGCAGUCAUAUUCGGCCCACUCUAGAUCUGUUGCCGUUGAUCCAUCGGAUCGGUCGUCAAAUGGCUCAUCCUCGAUGCGAUCAUCCGCUAGAUCAGUGCUAAGAUCAAGUCGUACCGAGAAGAGCAAAAAGACCGAAAAGCAGCUGAGUUUGGCACAAUCAUCGUCCAUCGCCUCCUUGGAGAACUACGGUAAGCUCUCGCAACGAAGAUCUUCUGCUACACAAGAGUCCAUGGCUAGAGCAACAAAAAUGUUACACGAAGUAUUAGAAGUUGAAGAACUUUCAUCUUUACUCAAGACAAAAAAAACUGGAUCCAACCUUCAACAUAGCACAUCCAAUUCAAACCGUUCUCUGCGUUCUGUUUCCAUCCGUUCUGGACGAUCGAUGUCACGUCGGUCUAUAUCCCGAAGGUCUGGGUCACCUUCUCAUCGUCAAAGAUCCUUGCAAGAGAUUGUGACACAUUCUUUCAUGUCCACAGAUUCCAGCAGUGUGGACGGGAUUUCGUCGUUGGAGGAUUCACCGAGUGUUGAGGCAACCUUGAGGCGAAAUAUUGCAAAGGGAAACGAGGGAUUGCUGUUGCCGAGGUCACAAAGGAGGCAGAGCCAAAAGAAGAAGAAUGAUAUGAUGGAUAUUUCACUGAUGGCGCGAAGGGGGUCUCGCGACAUGUCCAUUUCCCUCCAUACUGGCGAUUCCUCGGUGCGCAAUUCCAAGAGUCAAGACAGCUUGAAUCGAUUCCACUCGACACAUGAAUCAACUGUCAGCCCCGUAGCUCGGGAGUCCAGACGGAGUACAAGAACAUCCUCCGGUAAUUCAAAGCGAAGUAUGAGGACAAGUGACAAUUCCAAUAGGAAUUCCAGGUCAAUUGAAAUGAGGAAAAAGUCGUUACAGAGAAGAAAGAGCGCCGCAGCAGCGCUUGGCGACAUUCCACGAACCAUUGAAUUUGUCACGAUGGUACCAAUCAUUCCUCCGAGUCCUCCUGCUGAAGCCAAGAGCAGGUCCUCUCGGACAUCUUCGAGCAAGUCAUCGCCGGCAUCAUCUAAAUCAUCCAGCAAGUUGUCGCCCGUAUCAUCAACAGCUUCCAACAAGCUACCAUCUCGUAAGCAAUCACCAAAAGUAGCAUCGGCAGGGGCUCGUCACAUGUUCAAGAGCAAACGCAGAAAGAAAGGCAAACGAAAUUCCAAAAAAGAUCAAGAUCAAAGUUCCGCAUCCCAUGCGAGUGAAUCCUUGCCGUCGCUCUUUGGAACUGCUUUGUGCUUGGACCACAGUAGCCAUCAUAAUCCAACCACAAGCCCUUUUUUGCAAUACGAUGUCGGUCUGAACGAUGCUACACCCCAGACUGCCGUCCGCCAACGCAGUGUGGGUUCUAUGAAUAGUCUUCUCAGGAAUAGCUUCGGUUCUCUCGGAUCGAACGGGUUUGUCCUGACCGAAGAAGAAGAAGGUGGUGGUGGGGUGACCAGCCCUUCGGUUUCGUUAGAAAGCGAUUUCUUAAGCGCCGCAUCACCACCCACUGGACUGUUUCUUCCACGAAAGAAGGAAAAGAAGAAGCCGAGAUCUAUAAAGAAGAAGCGGAAGAAGAAACGUCCUAUGAUGGCGACGACAAAGUAA
Cylindrotheca closterium is the source of this 2529-nucleotide messenger RNA. Lineage: Eukaryota; Bacillariophyta; Bacillariophyceae; Bacillariales; Bacillariaceae. The record is from the annotation of a GenBank genome assembly.